GAUUCAGUUUACAAUGCUACAAUUGCAGUGGACAAAAAGGAACCAACAAUGAUUGUGAAGUCAAUCUUGCAAAUGUAAAAGUUGAAUAUUGCAUGUCAAACGAGUUAUGUGGAAUCUACAUAUCCCAAACUGAUGAUAUAGUGACAAUCAAACGUUCUUGUAUGUCACCAUAUGAGUGCGAACUUGUGCACCCUACGAAUGCUAAAACCGGUGAGACCAGCGUUAUUUCUUACAGACUUUGCAAUUCCACGAGUUUAUGCAACUCUGCAAGUACCCUAAAACUGAAGCCACAUUUACUAUUCUUCUGUUCUAUAGCAAUUAGUGUUAUGAUCAGUAAUGUUCUUUUGAAAAAUCUUAAUCAUAUUGUCAAUUAAAAUAUUUUCUAAAAUAUUGCUUAUACUACGCCAAAUUGUUUCUAAGUACUAAUUAAACAGAGGUUUAAUGGAUGUUAAAAAUGUGUACCAAAUAUGUUUGUCUAGAUAAUUUAUAAUUAUAAUAAAUAGUGGAUUUUAUGUUUGUCAUUUGCAGCACGCCUACAAAAUAGAAAUAAAAAAUGAAAUAAAUAGGCAAAUAAAAAGGCAAAAUUG
This is a messenger RNA of Dendroctonus ponderosae (mountain pine beetle), 587 nucleotides long. RefSeq lists its product as uncharacterized. The record is from RefSeq and is a predicted model, not a curated record. Lineage: Eukaryota; Metazoa; Arthropoda; Insecta; Coleoptera; Curculionidae.